UGUACAAGGAUCUGAAACUAGAUCAAAUGCCUCUGAGAACUGAACUAUUUAUUUUGGUGUGCUUAUAUGAAUGUUGACCAGUUAAGGAAUGACUAAUCUAGUUUUAUCUUUCUUGAUAUGUCCUAAUCAGAUAUUAGGUAGGGUCUCUUUUCUUAUUAAUUUUCACUUAAGAAAUGCCUGUUUGAUUGCUUAUGAGUGGAUCUUUUAGAUUAAGCCGCAUGAUCUUUUAACUUAAGCCGCAUGACUUCUGUAUUUGGAUUGCAAGUAAACCUAAUCAGUUCUUUAUCCAUACAUAAGUAUUCUGUUCUAUUACUUAACUUAGCUUUUGCAUCAUUAGAGUGGUUCCGAAAUUUUAGACCACUACAAUGGAUGCAACCAUCCCUUCCAACAGUCCCCUGCAGGACCAAGCUAAACGCGAAAAUUCUCCAGCAGGUCUCCGACGUCCCAUUAAAGGCCUCUUCUAUAUACUAAUAGUGUCAAGUUUGAUACUUCUGGUUUCCAUCAUACAAGGACCAAAGUCCGUCAGUGAUGGUGAUGCUGAUGAUCAUGUUUUAAUAAAGUUAUAUUCGUCUUUGAAAGCAAUGUUGCCAGAGCACUUGGAACAAAGGGUGGAAGAUGUUGAAGUAUUGGAUGAGAAAGCUAAAGCAUAUCCGUGGAGCAAUGAGAUGUUGUCGUGGCAAAGAACUUCUUACCAUUUUCAACCUCAGAAGAAUUGGAUGAAUGAUCCUAAUGGACCAUUGUUCCAUUUGGGAUGGUACCAUUUUUUCUACCAAUAUGGCCCAAAUUCUGCAGUUUGGGGAAACAUUACAUGGGGCCAUGCAGUAUCCAAAGAUCUCAUUAAUUGGUUUCAUCUCCCCAUUGCAAUGGUUCCCGAUCAUUGGUUUGAUAGUGAAGGUGUUUGGACCGGCUCUGCUACAAUCCUGCCAGACGGUCAAAUUAUAAUGUUAUACACAGGUGGUGCUGCUGAUGGAGCUCAGCUGCAAAAUCUAGCCUAUCCUUUAAAUCUUUCUGAUCCACUCCUCCUGGAAUGGGUUAAGUAUCCUGGUAACCCUGUCAUUGUCCCCCCUCCCGGCAUGAAAGAUUUUAGGGACCCCAGCACAGCCUGGCUUGGCCCAGACAAAAAGUGGCGGAUCACAAUUGGGUCAUUGGUUAAUAAUAACACUGGUAUAGCACUGGUGUAUAAGACUACUGACUUCAAGACCUUCGAGCUGUUGGAUGGUUUAUUACAUGAGAUUCCGGGUACAGGAAUGUGGGAAUGCAUUGACUUCUACCCGGUAUCACUGACUACUAAGGAUGGUUUGGACAUAUCAGCUUAUGGACCAGGCGUUAAGCACGUGUUGAAAGUGAGUAUGGCUGUUGGUAUGGAGGAUUAUUAUGCAAUUGGUACCUAUGAUCCAAUAAACGACAAAUGGACACCUGACGACCCAAAAGCAGAUGUUGGUAUAGGCCACAGGGUGGAUGACGGAAAAUUCUAUGCAUCCAAAACAUUUUAUGAUCAGAAAAAGAAAAGAAGGAUUACUUGGGCUUGGAUUCCUGAAAGUGAUAGUGAAUCUAGUGACCUUUUGAAGGGAUGGGCAUCUCUACAGGCCAUUCCAAGAACUGUCGUGUUUGAUACAAAAACUAGAACAAAUUUACUUCAGUGGCCAGUUGAGGAAGUAGAGAGCUUGAGAUCAGAAAGUUAUGACUUCGGAAAUCUCAAACUUGAGCCAGGUUCUGUUUUGCCACUCAACAUAGGCUCUGCAACACAGUUGGACAUAGUCGCUACAUUUGAGAUUGAUAAUGAAGCAUUGCAAAGUACAGUUGAAGCUAGUGUAGAUUACAAAUGCAGCACCAGUGGUGGUGCAGGCAGUCGAGGCGUUUUCGGACCAUUUGGCAUUUUAGUACUUGCUGAUGAAUUAUUCUCUGAGUUAACUCCAAUUUACUUUUAUAUAAGUAAAGAACCUAAUGGGAAUGCUAAAACACAUUUCUGUGCUGAUCAGUCAAGAUCAUCAAAAGCUUCUGAUGUUGCAAAGCCAAUUUAUGGAAGUGAUGUUCCUGUGCUCCAUGAUGAAAAUUUUUUAAUGAGAAUAUUGGUUGAUCAUUCGAUAGUCGAGAGCUUUGCUCAAGGCGGAAGAAGGGUGAUAACAUCUCGAGUCUAUCCAACCAAAGCCAUUAACCGAGAAGCAAAACUAUUUGUGUUCAACAAUGCCACAGGAGUGAGUGUGACAGCAUCAGUUAAGGCCUGGCAAAUGAGUUGCGCAGAAAUGAAUCCUUUUCCACCCAAAGGGAAUGACUUGUAACUUUCUCCACAGAUUCUAGCUUGAUAUUAAUACGUUAAUUUCGAUAUUAUUAACCAUUGUACUUCUGGAAAAUAAAUGAAUCAUGAAUUUUCAGAGACUAGACAUAUAUGAGAGAAUGUUUACAAAUACAGUAAUAUCAGUGGACCACAACUGUGCAAGUUAGUUUCUGCAGACCGUUAUAGCAAGGACUGAGGAGUGGGGUCAUAUUAUUCUUUACUGCCAGUAGCCGGUUUUUGCUUUCUUCGUCCGCUAUUUUUCGCUAAAAUUUAGGAGAUUCUUCACAUUUUGUAUGAGCAGGAGUAAGUAGUUCACAUCCAUGUUGUUUUGCACCGAGUUGUCAUGCAAUUGGCGGUGGAAGCAGAAUUUAUUUGGAAAUAGUGAUACUAAAAAUU
This is a messenger RNA of Daucus carota subsp. sativus, 2671 nucleotides long. Its product is annotated as beta-fructofuranosidase, soluble isoenzyme I-like. Bases 366 to 2279 code for a protein of 637 amino acids. Gene Ontology annotation, biological process: carbohydrate metabolic process. The transcript is spliced from 7 exons. The record is from RefSeq and is a predicted model, not a curated record. Gene Ontology annotation, molecular function: hydrolase activity, hydrolyzing O-glycosyl compounds. Lineage: Eukaryota; Viridiplantae; Streptophyta; Magnoliopsida; Apiales; Apiaceae.